AUGAAAUUUACUAUUAUUACAAUUAUUUAUUCAAUUGGGAUUUGUUGUGUCCUUGCUGCUCCUAUCGAUGAUUCUCAGAAUGCACAAAUCAUAAGAUCAGAUUUCGAUAAUAUCGGUGUCGAUGGUUAUAGAUUUUCCUAUGAAACUAGUGACGGUAUUUCACGUCAAGAAGAAGGUCAAUUAAAAAAUCCUGGUACAGAACAAGAAGCAAUUUCAGUACGCGGAUCAGUAUCAUGGGUUGCUGAUGAUGGUCAAACAUAUACAUUAACAUAUGUUGCAGAUGAGAAUGGUUAUCAACCGGAAGGAGCACAUUUACCGCAGCCUUAA
Messenger RNA from Condylostylus longicornis, 327 nucleotides. RefSeq names its product endocuticle structural protein SgAbd-6-like. The record is from RefSeq and is a predicted model, not a curated record. The transcript has 2 exons. Bases 1 to 327 code for a protein of 108 amino acids. Gene Ontology annotation, cellular component: chitin-based extracellular matrix. Gene Ontology annotation, molecular function: structural constituent of chitin-based larval cuticle. NCBI's taxonomy places the organism in Eukaryota, Metazoa, Arthropoda, Insecta, Diptera, Dolichopodidae.